AGAAAAUGUUUGUAAGGUGGAAGAGGACGGGUCUUUCAGUGACCAGCACCUGGAUAACCUGGAGAGGAGCUGCAGCCCGGACCAGGAGGAACCAGGGCAUCCACAGACUACAGAACCGGAGGAAAACUCCAGCGGUCAGGAGAUUAAGCAUGAGGACGUAGAGGUGGAUGUCUCAUUGGUUAAUGUCGCUGAUGUGAAAGUUGAAAAUGGUGAACCAGGACCAAACUGUGGCCAGCUGCUGUUGCACACUUCUCCUGAAGCUCAAAACAAAGAUGAGGAAGGGACUGAAAGUUUACGCUCAGACUCCAGUAAAACUGCAGAUCCGGAGCCAAUGAGACAACACGGUGAACACGAAGAUGCUGCUGUCCCAUCAGACAGCAACUGUAAAUCAAAGCUGACCAGGACCCACACGGGGAAGAAGGUAUUUACUUGCAACACUUGCAAGAAAGAGUUCAGUAGAAGUAGUAUUUUAAUAGAUCACAUGAAGAUCCACACUGGCGAAAGGCCGUACCUGUGCAACACCUGCGGCAAAAGCUUUACUAAAUUAUCGAAUCUUAAACGCCACAAAACCAGGCACACGGGCGAAAAGCCGUACCUGUGCAACACCUGUGGGAAAACCUUUACUGAUUCAUCAGCUCUUAAACGGCACAUAACUGUGCACACGGGCGAGAAGCCCUACAUCUGCAAAACAUGUGGAAAAAGUUACAAAGAACAUUCCAGCCUGCUGGUUCACUCAAGGAUCCACACCGGCGAAAGGCCGUACCUGUGCAACACCUGCGGGAAAACCUUUACUAAAUCAUCAGUUCUUAAACGGCACAUAACCACGCACACGGGCAAAGAGCGAUAUUUGUGCAAGGCGUUUAGCUGCAGAAUUGAUUUGCUGAGUCACAUGAAAAAUCACCCGGAGGAGAAGUCUGGUGACUCGUGACAAAUGAAGCUCAUGUUGUCGUCCUCCGGGGGCAGCUGUCCACUCCUGUCUGACCCACAGAAGAAGAACCUGCAGAAGUCCAACCACCACCUCCUGUGGCGGAUGAGCCUAAUCCCCUCCCCACAAGGGUUGCAGGUUCAACCCGGAUUUCUGCUUCUCCGUCAACUUGACGCAGAGGGAACGAUGUGGUUGUGUACUUUUUUUUUUAAAGUUCUGCAUUGAGUUUGUUUGAAUCCCUGUUCCUUCUUAAAAUCGUAUUAUUUGUUGCUGUUGGUAACUUGCCUUCUCCACGGUGCAAAUAAAGAGCUGUUAAUAUUUGCUGAAGUUUCUUUAAACGUGACAGUUUAUUUUGUUCAUCUACAAAGCCUCUCUCACACAUCCUCUUUCUUGUCUGUUUCUUCUUCACUCACAUUGGCCGGGUUUCCCAGAUCAGUUAAGUAGUUCUUAACAGCGAAAGACUUCUUUCAAACCUUCUUAAGGAGCCUGUGAAAGAAAAUCGCGUUUCCCAGAGUCGCUCUUAGCUUAAGUAUCUCUUUCAUUAAGAAGGAAAUGAAAGAUGCUGCUGACCCAGUCUUUACAACCAUCUUAGUGAACAAAGACUCACAGAUCCAGCCGCGUCAGGCAAAACAAUAUUACACCAAGCAAUGAGAUAUUAAAACAAUGCACCCCGCACAAGUUUUGAUCUAUUUUAUACUUUAGAUUUAUAUUGUUUAGCAUUUAUUGGUGACAGCAAAGGGGGGAAAAAAAAGAAAAAUAAGGAAUAACAAGUGUGUUCCUGUAUAUGCUUUAUGCAUUACGCACAAAUAAAACGAUCAUCAUGAAUAUCAUUUAUUUGAUGAUUUGGCUGCUAUACAGCAUGUUCUCGCUGCAAAUCAACCGCGUCACCGUGCGCGAAGCAGAACUGUUUUUAUG
This is a messenger RNA of Cololabis saira (Pacific saury), 1840 nucleotides long. Its product is annotated as zinc finger protein 383-like. The record is from RefSeq and is a predicted model, not a curated record. The transcript has a single exon. The coding region runs from base 332 to 928 and encodes 198 amino acids. Lineage: Eukaryota; Metazoa; Chordata; Actinopteri; Beloniformes; Belonidae.